Lottia gigantea (owl limpet) is the source of this 1008-nucleotide messenger RNA. RefSeq lists its product as hypothetical. Gene Ontology annotation, molecular function: guanyl-nucleotide exchange factor activity. Gene Ontology annotation, biological process: regulation of ARF protein signal transduction. The record is from RefSeq and is a predicted model, not a curated record. The annotation marks the transcript as partial. The transcript is spliced from 10 exons. NCBI's taxonomy places the organism in Eukaryota, Metazoa, Mollusca, Gastropoda, Lottiidae.
AAAGCCAAGCAGAUUUCAAUCGGAAAGAAGAAAUUCAAUAUGGAUCCCAAAAAGGGAAUCCAGUAUCUGCUUGAACAUGGUUUAUUACAAAAUAUACCUGAGGAUGUGGCACAAUUCCUAUUUCAAGGUGAAGGUCUUAAUAAAACAGCCAUUGGGGAUUACCUAGGAGAAAAGAAUGAUUUUAAUAUGGAUGUAUUGAAGGCGUUUGUUAAUCUUCAUGAGUUCCGUGGUAUGAUAUUGGUGCAGGCCUUGAGACAAUUUCUGUGGAGUUUCCGAUUGCCUGGUGAAGCCCAGAAAAUUGAUAGAAUGAUGGAAUGUUUUGCCCAGAGAUAUUGUGAAUUGAACUCAGAUGUUUUUACUAAUACAGAUACAUGUUAUGUAUUAUCAUUUGCUAUCAUUAUGUUAAAUACAAGUUUACAUAAUCCCAGUGUGAAAGAUAAACCAACAGCUGAGAGAUUUAUAUCAAUGAAUAGAGGUAUUAAUGAUGGUGGAGAUUUACCUGAACAAUUACUUGUGAAUUUGUAUGAAAGUAUUAAAAAUGAACCGUUUAAAAUACCAGAAGAUGAUGGUAAUGAUUUGAUGCACACUUUCUUUAAUCCUGUUAAAGAAGGAUGGCUGUGGAAACAAGGAGGGCGAUAUAAAAACUGGAAAAGAAGAUGGUUUAUAUUAAAUGAUAACUGUUUAUAUUACUUUCAAUAUACUACGGAUAAAGAACCAAAAGGUAUUAUCCCAUUGGAGAAUAUAUGUGUAAGAGAGGUGUCACAAGAAAAAGCUCAUAAACCCAAUUGUUUUGAGUUAUAUUCUGGUGGUAAUGAUAUUAUUAAAGCUUGUAAAGUAGAUGGUGAUGGAAAAGUUGUUGAAGGACGACACAAUGUAUAUAGAAUGUCAGCUGGUAAUACUGCUGAAAAAGAAGAAUGGAUUAAAUGUAUCAAAUUAAGUAUUAAUGAUAAUCCAUUCUAUGAUAUGUUGGCAGCUAGACGUAAAAAUGCUACUGGAUCGGGUGAAUAA